AGGGUUUUAUAGGGUUUUUGCUUCUGUGUGUUUUUUUUUUUUUUUUUGUUUUGAAAAGAGAAGAUAGUGGAGGAAGGGAAAAGCGCAAGCUUUUGGGGAAGAAGGGAGAGGCUUUUACUCGUCCGAAAAGGAUAAGAAGACAAAGGCUGAAAGGCGUGCUUGUUGGGACUCUCCUGGAGCUGAAACCCGAGAAAGAGACUUCUUUUUUUCAUUAAACCGCUGCUUUCUUCUCGCCCUAAGCUCCAACUUCUUACAAAAGAAAAAAAAAAACCAGUGGGAGAGGAAUUUAGAGGGGAGCUGAGAAGAUGGCGAACGAGGUGAAAGCAAAGAAGCUACGCGCGUCUGAUUUUAAGGAGCUGCGUGAGCUGGUGACUCACCACAUCGAGUCAUUCGAUUACAUGUCCGAUAAAGGACUGGAGGUCAUGUUCAACAGAAUCAGACCUGUUUCUAUCAUUCAUCCGUUCACCAAGAACAAGCUGAGAAUCUUUUUAGACAAUCCCCAAUUAUACCGGCCUCAAAGGGAAGGCUUAUCAAAAACCGCAAUGAAAGAGGCUCUGUUUCCUUUUGAAUGUAGGCAGGCAAAGAUUUCAUAUACAGGGACAUUCCUGGCAGAUGUUUGCUUUCAAUAUAAUGAAGGACCUGUUAUAAGAGAAAGAUUUGAUUUUGGACAGUUUCCGGUGAUGUUAAUGUCAAAGCUUUGCAACUUGCGAGGUGCUGAUCCCCGAAAACUGGUUUCCUGCAAAGAAGAGGCAUCAGAGAUGGGUGGAUACUUUAUCUUGAAUGGGAUUGAACGCGUGUUUCGAUGUGUAAUAGCACCAAAGAGAAAUUAUCCAACGAGUAUGGUGCGGAAUUCAUUUCGUGAUCGACGGGAAGGAUACAGUGAUCAAGCAGUCGUCAUAAGGUGUGUAAGGGAAGACCAAUCGUCUGUGACAGUUAAAUUAUAUUACCUUCGUAAUGGAAGUGCAAGGCUUGGAUUUUGGAUACAAGGGAGGGAGUACUUGCUUCCUGUGGGAGUCGUACUAAAGGCACUUACUGAAACAAAUGACAAAGAAAUAUAUGAAAGUUUGAAAUGCUACUACAAUGAGAAAUAUGGGAGGGCACAAGGAGCUGUUGGCACUCAACUUAUUCGUGAAAGAGCCAAGAUUAUUCUCGAUGAAGUUCGGGACUUAUCUCUUUUUACUAGGGAGCAGUGCCGACAGCAUAUUGGGGAGCAUUUUCAGCCUGUUAUGGAAGGAUUCGAAAAUGAGAGCUAUUCUGUUGUUGCUGAUGCAGUUCUCAGGGAUUACAUAUUUGUUCAUCUUGACAGUGAUGAUGAUAAAUUCAAUCUGCUCAUCUUCAUGGUGCAGAAACUUUUCUCGCUUAUAGAUCAGACUUCUGUGCCAGACAACCCUGAUUCCUUGCAAAAUCAGGAAAUCUUACUCCCUGGUCAUUUGAUUACGGUUUAUCUCAAGGAAAAGCUAGAAGAUUGGCUGCAUAAGACAAAAAGGCUUCUCCAAGAUGAGAUAAAUAACCAAAGCAAAGAUUUUAAGUUUGAGAGCUUAGCUGAUGUGAAGAAGAUCAUGGGAAAAAAUCCCUUGAGGAGCAUCGGUGGAGCAAUUGAGACAAUGUUAAAAACUGGAAGGCUUGCUACCCAGUCAGGGCUUGAUUUGCAACAGAGGGCUGGUUACACGGUUCAAGCUGAGAGAUUAAAUUUCCUACGUUUUCUUUCAUUUUUCCGAUCUGUUCAUCGAGGAGCCUCGUUUGCUGGACUUCGUACGACAAGUGUUAGAAAGUUACUCCCUGAAUCUUGGGGUUUCCUUUGCCCUGUGCAUACCCCUGAUGGGGAGCCUUGUGGAUUGCUGAACCAUAUGACUUCUACUUGUCGAGUUACAUCUUACUUUGAUUCACAAGGAAAUAUUAGGGACUUCUUUAAAAUGUCGAAGUCUAUUCUUGAUGUUCUAAUCGGAGUUGGAAUGAAAUCUUCGCUACCAAAGCUUGUCCGAGCUGGGCCUCCUGAAGUUCUUCCUGUUCUUUUAGAUGGUCGUGUCAUUGGUUCUUUAGCUUCUGGUGUUGUACCGAAAGUUGUUUCUUAUUUACGUAGAUUGAAGGUCUCGGCUACUUCACUGAUUCCUGGGGACCUUGAAGUGGGAUAUGUUCCUUCUAGUAUGGGUGGAACAUAUCCUGGUCUGUACCUGUCAACCUCUCCAUCUAGAUUUGUUCGGCCUGUGAAAAAUAUUUCUGUCUCUUUCGAGGCAAAUCAAAAUAUUGAACUUAUUGGGCCAUUCGAACAGGUCUUUAUGGAAAUUAGUUGCCCUGAUGGUGGAAAUGGAGGAAGAAGUAAUGGUUUUCCUGCAACUCAUGAAGAAAUUCAUCCAACUGGAAUGCUCAGUGUGGUAGCUAAUCUUACACCUUGGUCAGAUCAUAAUCAAAGCCCACGCAACAUGUACCAGUGCCAGAUGGCAAAACAAACAAUGGCUUUCUCUUCACAAGCAAUUCACAACCGUGCUGAUCAAAAGCUGUACCACCUUCAGACUCCUCAAACUCCUAUUGUGCGCACAAGUGCGUAUACAAAAUACAACAUAGAUGAAUUUCCUACUGGAACAAAUGCAAUAGUUGCCGUCCUGGCAUACACCGGAUAUGAUAUGGAGGAUGCUAUGAUUCUAAAUAAAGCAUCUGUUGACAGAGGGAUGUUUCAUGGACAAAUAUACCAGACAGAAACUAUAGAUUUGUCUGAUCAGAGCAGCAGGUGUCGUGGUCAAAGAAUGUUCAGAAGAGAUAUUCAUGACAGAUCGACCCAUUCUUUCAUUGAUUCAGAUGGACUUCCAUACGUUGGUCAGAUGAUACAUCCAAAUCAACCCUAUUGUAGCAUUUAUAAUGAGGUAACAAACACAACAAGAACUAAUAACCGAAAAGGUACAGAACCUGUUUUUGUUGACUAUGUCGCUGUUGAUAUGAAAAGCAAGAACAAUCUUCAAAAGGUAAAUAUUCGUUUUCGACACCCAAGGAACCCCAUCAUCGGCGAUAAAUUUAGCAGUAGACAUGGGCAAAAAGGUGUUUGCUCCCAGCUAUGGCCUGAUAUUGAUAUGCCAUUUUCUGGAGUUACAGGGAUGCGUCCUGAUCUGAUUAUUAAUCCACAUGCAUUUCCUUCAAGGAUGACAAUUGCAAUGCUUUUAGAAUCUAUUGCUGCAAAGGGAGGGAGCUUACAUGGUGAAUUUGUGGAUGCAACACCAUUUUCAAGCUCAAUCAAGAAAGAUAAUGGCGGGGCUGAGACAGAGUCCAAUUCGCUUGUUGAUGAACUUGGUUCUAUGUUAAAGAAAAAGGGAUUUAAUUACCAUGGUGUGGAGGUAUUAUACAGUGGGGUUUAUGGAACUGAACUCAUUUGUGAGAUAUUUAUUGGGCCUGUUUAUUAUCAACGACUGCGGCACAUGGUUUCAGACAAAUUUCAGGUAAGAAAUAAUUUAAUCUCAUAA
Molecule: messenger RNA, 3449 nt
Organism: Carica papaya (papaya)
Lineage: Eukaryota; Viridiplantae; Streptophyta; Magnoliopsida; Brassicales; Caricaceae
Source: RefSeq, a predicted model, not a curated record